UAUUUUGUGUUGUUUACCUUGACGCUUUUCAGAAAAAUAUGUAGGGUCGAUUGUUAAAAUUAACACAGAUAACGCAUAGUAUAUUGAUAUAUUCUUACUAACCGCCUAAACAUGUAACAUUUAAAAUUGUUAACCCUAACACAGUGGUGUGGUGUGGUGUUUGCUUUCACGAGUGUAUUGGUUAAAGUCAAACAUCUAUUAGAUAGAGAUCCAUUUCCAUAUCAACGUGAAAUUGUUUACAUUUCUGUAGGGAAAACCGGAAAAAGCAGACAACAAAAUCAGCCAAGUGUGGCGGAUGUAAAAGUGGCAGAAGAAGAAAAAAGAUGACACCUGACGGAGAACAAGAGGAAAAAGAAGUCGAAAUUCUGCUUCCAAACACCACAAUCGUUACACACUGUAUUUUGAAAAAUGAUUCACAAAGAUUUGUGAGGUGUUUUGAAGAUGAUGAGGAUGCUUACAAAGACACCGUUGCUGAGUUGAUAAAUCAACGUGGAGAAGAUGGAAAAUCGCCUCUUGAUCUUGCAGCAACUUUAGGGCGUGGUGAUAUUUCGAGGGAAUUGAUUCAGCGAGGGGCAGAUGUUUUGGCAGUUAACUGUCAAGGUUAUUGUGCUAUGCAUCAUGCAGCUGCCUGGGGAAAGUUAGGUGUACUGAAAGUUUUGGUAGAAGCACUAUCAGAUUUACAGCAGAAGAACAUUCAUGGAGAAAGACCAAGAGAAACAGCCCUCAGAUAUAACAAAACUGAAUGUGUUGACUUUUUAGACUGGGCUGAAGCUAAAGUUGACCUGCAAAACUUCAUUAAAACAACACAAGAAACUCUGGCAGAUGGAGAGAAAGUCCAAGGGAGGUUAACCAAAGAUGACAAAAACAUCAUAACAAAUACCUGUAAAGAGAAGGCUGAAUGGGUAGAUAGGACAACUGAUGCUACAACUAAAGACUUUAUAACACAGAAAAUGGCACUCGAGGAAGUUAUCAAUCCUAUCAUGCAAAAACUCAAUGAACCUCCCUCAGAAAGGAGCGAAAAAAGGUAAAUAGCAGCCACAGCAGCUACACAGUGUCCAGAAGGAGGAGUUUACUGUGUGAAAAGACUUUAUUGAUACAUCAUUGUGUAUUUCGUUAUUAUUUUUAAUAAAAAAAAAAAUGUUUUGAAUAAAUUGUUGAAAUUACA
This is a messenger RNA of Mytilus californianus (California mussel), 1165 nucleotides long. Its product is annotated as ankyrin repeat domain-containing protein 45-like. The record is from RefSeq and is a predicted model, not a curated record. The coding region runs from base 324 to 1028 and encodes 234 amino acids. The transcript is spliced from 5 exons. Gene Ontology annotation, molecular function: protein binding. Lineage: Eukaryota; Metazoa; Mollusca; Bivalvia; Mytilida; Mytilidae.